GGGUUCUCUGCGCCCAGGGGAUGGCGGAGGGAGAGGUAAACCAAGAUUUCAUUUUCAAAAUGGAAAGUCCUUCAGACUCAGCUGUGAUUUUACCGAGCACUCCGCGGGGUUGUGCCAAUCUACUAUCUCCCCCUACAAGCAGUUCAAGAAAACAACCUAUGAGUGCAACACUUAGAGAACGGUUAAGGAAAACUAGAUUUUCAUUUAAUUCCUGUUACAGUGUGGUAAAACGUCUUAAAGUAGAGAAUGAGGAAAACGAUCAGACCUUUUCAGAGAGACCAGCAUCUACAACAGAAGAAAGCUGUUCGGAAUUUCAAGAUAAUUUUGAACACAUAGACAGUGAAUUUGAAGAAAGUUCACAUCUGAAAAAUACCUUCAAGAAUAUCAAUGCAUGUGAAUCUAAGCCACUUGAUACUGAGUCUUGCAGUGGUCUGCAGAAUGACUUUGAUGAGAAUCGUCCCAAAAAAGAAUUAAAUGAAGAAAAGGCAAAAUUGGUGAGGCAGAUUCAGGAGAAAGAAGACCUUCUUCGGAGGCUAAAGCUAGUUAAAAUGUAUAGAGCAAAGAAUGACCUGUCUCAGUUACAGUUGUUAAUAAAGAAGUGGAGAAAGUGUAGCCAACUGGUGCUUUAUGAGUUGCUGUCAGCUGUAUCUGAGGACAACAAGAAACUCAGCCUUACUCAGUUGAUAGACCACUAUGGGUUAGAUGAUAAAUUGCUACACUAUAACAGAAAUGAAGAAGAAUUUAUAGGUGUUUAAUUCAUAAUUUUUUCUCCAGAAUAUCUUUGACAACUUAAAAAAUACUUAUAUAUUUUGAAGAUACAUAAACCAUUAGGGCUUAAAGAAAGUAUCUUGAUGAACAUUAAUUUAGGGUGCUCUGUUAGAUAAACAUAUAAGUUCUCAAAUGAAAAUUAGUAUUUCUGGAUAAGUUUCUCAAAGAAAAUUUAACAUUUAAAGAAAUGUGAAAAAAUUGUACUCAUGUUUUAAAAAAUAAAUUGGGUAGUUC
This is a messenger RNA of Pteronotus mesoamericanus, 1002 nucleotides long. It is a transcript of the gene SFR1, whose product is annotated as SWI5 dependent homologous recombination repair protein 1. Lineage: Eukaryota; Metazoa; Chordata; Mammalia; Chiroptera; Mormoopidae. The record is from RefSeq and is a predicted model, not a curated record. Gene Ontology annotation, biological process: double-strand break repair via homologous recombination; positive regulation of DNA-templated transcription. The coding region runs from base 21 to 755 and encodes 244 amino acids. The transcript has 4 exons. Gene Ontology annotation, cellular component: Swi5-Sfr1 complex.